GAGACGAGCAAUAGACUCAUUUGAGAGAGAGAGAGAGCUUGAUGGUUUGUAUUUUUCUCACCGACCUUGGUGGAGCAGUUGAGAUUAAUUCACGAUUCGAUAAUGGUGAUUUUCUUUUCAGAAUGUGGUUUGCCGGAAGCCUAACAACUUCGUUCUCUCUCCCAGAGGGAGAAAAGUCAUCGAGAUCUGUGUCUUUCCGUGCGGCGUUGGCUUGACGAAGAAGCUGAGGAAUUUUGGUUACGAAUUUCAUGAUAAAAGUCUUCUUCACCUUUGAAUCCGAAGCAGAGAACAAUGCCGUUGGAGGUUAGAGCGGAAAAUGGAAAUAUAUAUGCCUCCGCUUCGUCCCUCUCUCUGAGCUUCAAUUAGUUACUGUUUGCGGAGCUUUCUCUCUGAGUUCGCUUCGGAUUUCCACACCUCUGUCGUUUUUACCUCCAGUCGCGAGUUACUACUCCAGUAAUUUCCAGAGCGUCUUGUUGAAGUUCUCGCUCGCCUCCACAAUACGUCUUCGUCUGCGUCGGUCUUAGAGCUAAACGAGGACGAUAAGUGUCUCAAUUGAACUGAAUUCGACGAAAACCUCGGUUCUUGACUUGUUUGAGCUUGGACAGAUUUUGACACAUUCAAUUGUUUUUCGCUGACUGUACUUUUCGACGACUAGGGAUUGGAACUAUGAACAAAAAUGCGCUACAAUUGUUCCAUGGUGCUAGGAGGAAGGUAAAAAUGAUUAGUAAUGUUACAUGGCUGUACCAGGAGAACUAGAAGAAUUGCUGACACUAGACUCUUAAUGAUCAUCCCCUUCCCAGACAGAAGCCAGAAGAUCGUCCAUGAAGCUACACAAUUCUUCCGCACCAUUAACUGUGCUCUUAUUCCUUUUUCUUGUCUCACGCACCAUUGCUGAUCUCAAUAUUGACAAACAAGCCCUCCUAAAUUUUGCUGCUGUUGUCCCACAUAGCCGAAAAAUCAACUGGAAAUCCAGUUCGCCAAUAUGCUCCUCUUGGGUUGGAGUGUCAUGUGACCCAAAUGGCACUCGAGUAAUUGCUCUCCGGCUCCCUGGUGUUGGAUUAUAUGGUCCCAUUCCAGCCAACACUCUUGGGAAGCUUGAUGAACUCACGAUCCUUAGCCUCCGAUCCAACUUCCUCAAUGGUAGUCUUCCAUCUGAUAUUCUUUCCCUUCGUUCCCUCCAAUCUGUACACCUACAACAGAAUAACUUCUCAGGUGAUAUUCCUUCCUCACUCUCCCCCAAACUCAGCUUUCUGGACCUCUCCUUCAAUUCCUUUACAGGCAACAUUCCAGACUCAAUUCAGAAUUUGGCGUACCUAACUGAAUUAGAUCUCCAGAACAAUUCCCUCAGCGGACCCAUUCCCCUUGUCAAUGCUCAAAGGCUUAAUCAUUUCAACGUGAGCUACAACCACCUGAACGGAUCAAUUCCAUCUUCCCUCCAGAAAUUUCCUGUUUCCUCUUUUGAAGGAAACUCUAUGUUAUGUGGAUCACCACUAAACCAGUGCUCCAUGAGUCCCUCACCCUCUCCCUCUCCUUCCCCAGCUUACUUGCCACCGUCUCCUUCUCAAGCUUAUUUUCCGCCACCUCUUUCCCCAAAUCACUUGCCAAUCUCACCCACAUUCCCUCCCCACAAACAAAGAGCCAAGAAGAAACUGACUAUGGGAGCUAUUAUUGCCAUAGCAGUUGGGAGUUCUGCCGUGCUGUUUCUUGCUGUUCUUAUGACACUGCUACUUUGUUCAAAGAAGAAAUGUGGAAGUGGUAGUGGCGUGCAACUAGGGAAGGCCCACAGUGGUGUAAGGAGUGACAAGCCUAGGGAGGACUUUAGCAGUGGGGUGCAAGUGGCUGAGAAGAACAAGUUGGUUUUCUUUGAAGGCUGUUCCUAUAAUUUUGAUCUUGAGGAUUUGUUGAGAGCCUCUGCUGAAGUUGUGGGAAAAGGGAGUUAUGGAACGACUUAUAAGGCUAUUCUGGAAGAGGGAACGACGGUAGUUGUAAAAAGACUGAAGGAAGUGGUGGUUGGUAAAAGAGAAUUUGAACAACAAAUGGAGACAGUGGGAAGGGUGGGAAGGCACCCAAAUGUUAUGCCUCUCCGUGCUUAUUUCUACUCUAAGGAUGAGAAGCUUCUGGUGUGUGACUACUUGCGGGGUGGGAGCUUAUCCUCCCAAUUGCACGGAAACAAGGAGACUGGAAGAACGCUCGACUGGGAAUCCAGACUCAAGAUUUGCCUCGGCGCUGCAAGGGGUGUUGCCCAUAUUCAUUCUGCUGGUGGCGCGAAAUUCACACACGGAAGCAUCAAGUCCUCCAAUGUCCUCCUUACCCAAGACCUCCGUGGCUGCCGCAUUUCUGAUUUUGGCCUAACUCCUCUCAUGGGCCUGCCAACUAUCCCACUUCGAAAUGCAGGCUACCGAGCCCCCGAGAUGAUUGAAACCAAGAGGUCCACUCAAAAGUCAGACGUUUAUAGCUUCGGUGUUCUCCUCCUCGAGAUACUGACAGGCAAAGCACCGGCACAGUCACCGGGCCAUGACGAUGUGGUUGAUCUCCCAAGAUGGGUUCAAUCUGUUGUUCGAGAGGAGUGGACAGCCGAGGUGUUUGACGUUGAGCUGAUGAUGUAUCAGAACAUCGAAGAGGAGAUGGUGCAGAUGCUCCAGAUUGCAAUGGCCUGCGUUGAGAAGGUGCCGGAGAUGAGGCCUAAGAUGGAGGAGGUUGUGAAGAUGAUUGAGGACAUCCGGCCAUCUGACACCGACAACGGGCCGUCGUCAAAGGAUAACAAGUCAAGAAGCCCAACCCCUCCGACAUCUUGGUUACUGUAACAACAAACUGCUGCUCUCUACUUCUUCUAAGGUUAGUAUUGAACAGUUCUUAGCUCCUGUCCUACAGCGGCGUGUAUCCAAAUUCUGCUGCAAAUUCUUUCCAGAAACGAACCAUGUUUAGUUUAAUUGGUUUCCAUCCUCUUGUAUCAAUUUCAAUGAGCAUUUAUUCCCUGGUUUUCUCUUCGGUUUUAUUAUUUCUGUUACUAAUUUUAUCGAUCUGAGUCUG
This is a messenger RNA of Diospyros lotus (date-plum), 3030 nucleotides long. Its product is annotated as probable inactive receptor kinase At3g08680. The transcript is spliced from 4 exons. Bases 822 to 2804 code for a protein of 660 amino acids. Gene Ontology annotation, biological process: protein phosphorylation. The record is from RefSeq and is a predicted model, not a curated record. NCBI's taxonomy places the organism in Eukaryota, Viridiplantae, Streptophyta, Magnoliopsida, Ericales, Ebenaceae. Gene Ontology annotation, molecular function: protein binding; ATP binding; protein kinase activity.